Lytechinus variegatus (green sea urchin) is the source of this 1825-nucleotide messenger RNA. RefSeq names its product G kinase-anchoring protein 1-like (gene gkap1). The record is from RefSeq and is a predicted model, not a curated record. Gene Ontology annotation, cellular component: Golgi apparatus. Gene Ontology annotation, biological process: signal transduction. Bases 111 to 1202 code for a protein of 363 amino acids. The transcript is spliced from 9 exons. Lineage: Eukaryota; Metazoa; Echinodermata; Echinoidea; Temnopleuroida; Toxopneustidae.
UUAAUGUCAACAAAAACAAACCACAUGCGCGUGUUGUGACAUUUGAACCCGAAAGUUUGGUGUACCAUUAUCAAGUGUGAGAGAUUGAAAUCGGUUGAUUUAUCCCCAAAAUGGCAGCAAUGCAGCUUUCCUCAAGAUUUGGUGUUCUUCGAGUCGAUGAUUCACCAGACCUGGAUUCGGACGAAGACAUGGCUGCGCAACGGAGGAAAGAGAAAGAAAUGAAAGCAGCUGCAGCUGUGGAAGCCGCGAAGAAAAAGGCCAAGAAGAAGAAGAAGGCUCAGCAGCAGAGCAAUACGAAAAAUGAGCUACGGGAGAUGGCUUUCACCAAGAUUGCUAGCGUUCCCAAGGUGGCUCUAGCAUCGAGUCCUCCAGCCAACAAGCCGGUUGUCGUUCAUCCCGAUGUCUUGAAGAUCGGAUCUCCUCCGGAGGGGAGUAAGGACUGGGAGCAUUGGCACAGUAAAGACCAGGAGUUUGUUGAUGGGCAGUACCAGAAAGACAUUCAGAGAGCCAUACUUCAAAGCAAGCUUGAAUUUGAGAGAAGGGAAAAGUUCUUGCAAGAAGUCGGGCCUGCAGGGGUGGUGGUGGAAGAAGAAUCACCCAAGCUGGCUGCGAUGAAUCGGAAAGAGAGAAGAAAGCACUUACAAGGCAAAGAAAAACCGCAGCCCAUGUCCUUGCAGGAGUUCCACCAAGAAGCAACGAAAGGAGGCGGCGACGUUGGUCUAGAUGAAAUAGAGCUACCUCCGCCUCCUCCUGAAGAAAAGGAAAUCUACACCAGUGUCAAAGAAGAGAUCAACAGAGUCAUGGCAAAGGAAAAGAAGACAAAGACGAGAAAGAAAAGAGACUCAGAAACGUCAGAGAAAAACAAUCACGAAAUAGAUGCCAUUCGACAAGUACAGAAAGAAGAUGAGCUGGAGAAAAAGACUGCUGAAGUUACGGAGCUUCACGAGACGAUAGACAAAUUAAAGGCAGAGCUAUCACAGGUGAAGAAGAGAAAUAAACAACUUUGCUUUAUUCUCGGGCAAGGGGAAAUGAAAGACAAAGCUGCAGUUCUACUUCAAGUGGAGGAGCUUGUAACAGAAAAGGAUGAACUCACAGCAGAGGUCGCUGAACUGUAUGCAGCACUGGAGCAAGAGAAAUCCAAAGUUAGCAGCCUGAAAUCGGAGAUACAAAAGCUUCACGAAAAGACUGAUAAGAAAAAAUAGACUAUCCAAACCUCCACGUGUGAACAGCUCUUGCUUUUAAUGUUUUAAUUUGGAGCCUCAACCAGGAGCCAUAAAAGAAGGAUAUGCAUUGAGUGGCAGGAUUAACAGCUUUAUGACAGGCAGCCUUAAAAAAUGGACAUUAUUGCAUGCAAAGAGAUUUUAAUGGAGUUACGUUGUUAUGCUUCCUGUUACUAGCAUUUUCAUUUUGAUUCAUGUGGAAUAGGGAAUGAUGCGCUAGAAAGUAAUGCAUCUUUGAAAACCCGUGGUUACAUGACAUAAGUUAGGGAUUGAUCGUAAGGCUGUUUGUAAUGAUUGAUGCAGGCGCCUGUGCUCUGAAUACAGUCUAGGGGGUGUCUCACAAAGAUUCAAAUUUGACUUAAAGAUACGUACCAAUUGUGUUAACGAUCUGAAAAUGAGUUCAAACAAAAUCCAAUAAAAUGACCACCCAAUUCUUUGUAAGUAUAAAUGAAAAAUAUGUGCCACUUGGCUCUGGAAAAAAAAUGUGAAAUUGCCGAGAAAUAAGCAAAGUGAGCAUGGAAUUCCAAAAUAUGUUGGGUAUUUUUCCAAGCAAUAUCAAUACACUGUCCCACAUAUGCCUUUUUGUGUUAUCAGAAUUAUCGGUU